UAUCAUACUCUGUCCGCUUAUAACUGGCCUCUAUUCUUUUGCGUGCAUUGCAGUGCUAACUAGACCUUUUGAAACAGAGAGCUCAAAAACAUGGCACAUGCUGUCUUAUGGUGCUGUUUGCUUAUUAGUGUGGGCUCUUUGAGCUCAACACAGGCUUACCUCGGCGUAAAUUGGUAUUGGCAACGCUGGUGUAGGCAAAACGCCACUUCUAUGAUAUACGAAACCGUUAAGAGGACUGCCCGAGACGUUUCAUUCAUCAAGGCUCACAUUGAAGCAGAAAACGUGCCAUCGUGUCUUCCUGGUUGGGUGAAAUUUAAGUCGUCCUGCUACAUUGUCCUUGACGUGCCAACCAACAAGUGGACAAUCGCACGGCGCGCAUGCCAAACGCUCGGAGGGGACCUGGUAAAGAUUACGUCACCCCAACAAAACAAGUUCGUCGCUGACCUCGGUAUCAAGGGCACAGUCCUUCCAUUUAUGUGGAUAGGACUUCAUCGAGGUGGCGACGCCAGUUUUUUCUGGGUGGAUGGUACCACUCUCACUUCGUCGAGCUACUCUGCCUGGUACCCGCCCCAGCCUGACAACAGCGGAGGUCACGAGAACUGCGGGCAUUUUUUGCUAAGUGGAAAGCUCGCUCGCCGAUGGAAUGACAUCAGCUGCAAUAACUCCUAUCAGUUCGCAAUAGCUUGUCAGAAAAAGCUUGACUGAAAUGUGGAAUAAAAACAAGGAAUCAAUAUAAACCAUA
Molecule: messenger RNA, 742 nt
Organism: Nematostella vectensis (starlet sea anemone)
Lineage: Eukaryota; Metazoa; Cnidaria; Anthozoa; Actiniaria; Edwardsiidae
Product: perlucin-like protein
Exons: 3
Coding region: 91-705 (204 amino acids)
Molecular function (GO): signaling receptor activity
Source: RefSeq, a predicted model, not a curated record